GGGGCGGGCUGAGGGGGGGGAGGGAGAGGCAGGGACUGUGCCUGUGAGUGACACACAAUGAGGCGAGGGGCCGCGGCGGGGCCGUGAGGGGCCGGGACCGAGCGGGGGGAAGCAGCGGGCCCAGCCAUGGACAAUCAGUGCACAGUGCAAGUGAAGCUGGAGCUGGGGCACCGAGCCCAACUCCGGAAAAAGCCCACCACCGAAGGGUUUACUCAUGACUGGAUGGUAUUUGUCCGUGGCCCAGAACAAUGCGACAUCCAGCACUUUGUGGAGAAGGUGGUCUUUCGGCUACAUGAGAGCUUCCCUAAACCCAAACGUGUGUGCAAGGAGCCUCCUUACAAAGUGGAGGAGUCCGGCUACGCUGGUUUCAUUAUGCCCAUUGAAGUACACUUCAAAAACAAGGAGGAACCGAAGAAAGUUUGCUUCACAUAUGACCUUUUCCUGAAUCUGGAGGGAAACCCACCUGUGAACCAUCUUCGCUGUGAGAAACUGACAUUCAACAACCCCACCAAGGACUUCAGACGCAAACUGAUUAAAGCUGGAGGGGUGAUGGUAAUGCCAGAAGGAGCAGAAACAGUGUCCAGGCCAAGUCCUGACUACCCUAUGUUACCCACAAUACCACUCUCUGCCUUCUCUGAUCCCAAGAAGACCAAACCAUCCCAUGGGUCAAAGGAUGCAAACAAGGACAGUAGUAAAGCAUCCAAACCACACAAAGUAACCAAGGAGCAUAGAGAGAGGCCAAGGAAAGACUCUGAGAGCAAAAACUCCUCCAAAGACCUCGAACGAGAACAAAGCAAGCCUUUGAAAGAUUCCUCCAGAAAACCAGCUGAGAACAAACUGCCUAAGGAUGAGAAAGCACCUCCUAAAGCUGCUUUCAAGGAACCAAAACUAGCCCUGAAGGAGACCAAACUGGAGAACACUUCUCCAAAGGGUGGACCACAGCCGGAGCCAAAAUCUUCCAGCAAGAGGCCCUCCAACGUGGAGUCACCAAAGCCAAGCGCCAAAAAGCAAAAAAAGAGCAGCUCCAAAGGGGUGAAGAACAUCCCAGGAACUUCUCCCCGAACUGCGUCUUCCUCAUAUCCAGAGAAGAAACAAACCAAGGAGAAGAUGAAUGCCAAAGUGGAGAAAGUAAAAUCUGAAAGCGAAGCCAAGGAGAUCAAAAAACCCGUGGAGAUGGAGGAGUCCAAUUCAGAGGAUGAAACUUCUUUUAAAUCAGAGGGGGUGAAGUCUGUCCACUCCAGUCCUUCCAACUCCAGUUCCAGCUCAGACUCCAGUUCUGACUCGGAUUUUGAACCAUCUCAGAACCACAGUCAAGGCCCACUGCGCUCCAUGGUAGAGGAUCUACAGUCGGAGGAAUCAGACGAUGAUGACUCCUCUUCUGAGGAAGAGGCAGCAGUCAAAGCUAACCCGGUCAGCCGGGAUUCCAGAUUGAGUCUUAGCGACAGUGACAGUGACAACAGUGCGGACUCCUGCCUGGCAAGUCGAGAACCCCCUCCCAGUCAGAAACUUCCCCCAACUAAUAAUAAGGCCUCUGGAAGAAAGAGUCCAGAACCUUGCAACAAGCCAGAAAAGAUCCUGAAGAAGGGAACAUAUGACAAGGAUUGCUUAAAUGAGCUCAGUUUUGCUGGUACAUGCAUGAAUAACUCUGGGACAGCUUUACAGGCCUACACUGAUGAAUUGGUGGAGCUUCACCGACGACUAAUGGCGCUGCGGGAGCGCAAUGUACUCCAGCAGAUUGUAAAUCUUAUUGAGGAAACUGGGCAUUUCAACGUUACCAACACAACCUUUGACUUUGACCUUUUCUCCUUGGAUGAAACGACCGUCCGUAAGCUGCAGAGUUAUUUGGAAGCAGUGGCAACAUGACGCUUAGCCUUGGAAGCGGGCUGCUUUUGAAACCAGAAAUCCCAUCUCUUGGUACCAGGAAAUAAACCCUUGGAACUAGGCCUUUUUACUCUCUCAAUUCACCCGAAGCACUGCCUUAGAGAACAGCCAUGCUCUGUGAAUGCACCCACCGCCUGCUGCACUUUGUCCAAACAAGCACCCGUAGUGCUGAGUCUGUCCUCCCUCGCUUCGUACGUACACUCGGGCACAGGUACUGAGCAGAGCAAAAGAUGUGCUGCUCCCAACUACACAAGAGCGUGACCUUGGUUUGGUUUUACUUCAAGAAACUGUGUCUUUCAGAAUACAUUUUCAGGUGUCUCUGAGAGCUGAAGGAAUUUGGACAAUGCUUUCUUCGCUGGAUCCAGGGACCAACUUGCCCGCAGAGAGACUCAACUGAGUCAGAUUUCUCCCAGCUCGGGGAAGAAUUGUUCGCGCUGUGUAAGCAAGAUUGGCUUUUACAAAGCUAGCCAUGUGACUUGCAACAGAGAUUGCUUCCCAAGGGGCCCUGUUGGUCUGUUGCAGAGGAAGUGGAUAGUUGUUGCUUUUGAUCAUUUGCAAGUUCUAGAGCGGUUUGGUACAACAGCUUAUUGUAUGUAAUCUGGUCCCUGAUCCCUGGAAGGCAUUGUUUCAUAUGCAGAGUGCAGGGCCUUAUUCUGUGUUUCAGCUUCUCAGAGAGACAGAGUUUGUGCUCUUUGAAGAGGCUUCCAGAAUCUGCUGUCUCCCACGGGGGUUUUGAGACUUCUUGUUGAUCCAAGCCCCUAAACAAAGUCUCACUCCUUUCAGUCUGCUUUAACUGUAAUAGGACUACAAAACUGUAAGCUGUAUAUUUUAUAUAUAUAUAUAUAUAUAUAUAUUAUAUAUAUGUAUGUACUGUAUGUAUAAGAAGGGCCUAGUUGGGUCUUAAGAUUUUAAAGGUGUGUUUUUUCUGUUAUGUUUUUUUUAAUGGUAAUGGCAGGGGAGGGGGGUGGUUAAUAAGAUUUGACUUGUUUGUUUGUUAAAAGGCCUCUUGUGAACAAUUUUUAGUGUAUGAAAGCUGAACAGCGAUCUUCAAAGCAUUUUGUGCUCUGGAAGGGACUCACCUGUCUCACUUUCAUUCUUCAGUGUUUGAAUAACUUUGCCAAAAUAUGUCAUUGGUUCUUGUUCUAUGUUCUCAAGGAUGAAUUUUUCCUAUAGUGGCCCCUAUAGUAGUGGCUAUACUCUGGGAAAACCAAAAUAAGGGAGUAUUUUAAUCCUGGGACACCUCUAGAAAACGAAAAGAUCUUGGAACAAGUGAAGUCAGGUUUUUCUCUCACCUGUUCAAAAGAUGGCAGGUAAUGGCAAACACUAACCCUAGUUCAACUUCCAAAUGGAGGUGGGGGAAAUACCUGUCAUGUCUUCAGAAAUAGAUUAAACUCUUCUUUCCUAAAGUCACUAUUUUUAAAGAAAUAAUUUUCACUUUUCCAAUCAGGUUCUAAGCUUUUGCCAGAUGUAAAUGGGCUGCUGGCUGAAAGUUGUGGGGAAAGCAACAGUUCAGAAUAACCCUACACAAACAAACAAACCUCUUUAAAAGUUCCAUGUGGGAGGUGGAUGAGGUAUAAAAGAUCAUUCUAAAGCUUCUCCCAUGUGCUGUCCCACUUUUCAAUAUGAAAUUGUAGUCCCUUGUUUUGGAUGUUCCCUUUCUUUAUCAUGGAAAUGUUGCAACUAAUAGAUUAAAGUGGCAAUAUAAUGAUAAGCUUGUUUGAGUUGGGUCAUGUUGACCCGAUUCCUGUUAAUUUUGUCUGUUUGUACCAUCUGUCACAUGUCUUCAUAGAAAUGUCAAGCUCAUGCCAGGUCUAUCCCCUGUCAUGCUGACGGUGAUCUGAUCUGUUUUUGUUUUCCUGAUGGACAUUUCCAAGCCUGGAUAGAAACCGUGUACAAGAAUGUGCUAUGGCAAGGUUAAGAGGAUUACCAGGAAAGGAUGAGACUACAGUACUAUCUCAAGCUCUGCAACUGGAUAUGGCUAAGUGAAGGAAGUCGCACCAGACUUAGCUUUUUAAUGUUCUGCAGAUCCCUUGUGCUGUUCAGGGCUUACUGAGUACAUUUAAACUAUAAGAGCAGCCAGUGCUUGUUGAGACUAUUUUUGAUGGAGGGAGUGAAUUCUGUCAUGUUGCAACAUGUCCAAGCCCACUCCAAAAGUUUUUGGGUGUAUGGAGAAUGGCUCCAGGUAUUCAGAGCCUCCAAAUAGCCUUGCUCCAGAGACUCUAGCCAAGGGAUGAGUGAGGCCUUCCCCUCCAUGUAACAGCAACAGUGUUAACUGAGCUGUUUGUGUGGAAAGUCCCUAAGACUUUCACCUCCUCUCUUCUCCCGAGAUCAACUUCCUUCCCUGCUCCCAAAUCCCAUUUCUAAAUUAACUUCACCCCUAGCACCCAUACUUACUGUAUUGGUCUUGGGACUAAGUAGUUUCCAGAUCUGUAGCACAAAGGACUAGAGAGAGGCACACAAACACUUCCCCAUCAUAUUAAAAACAGAACCUUUAUCAUGAUGCUCCCCAGCUGGGCCAAGGAGCAAGAGUCUUGGGGUUGUCCCUGAACAUAGCUGUGCCAUGUGGUAGUGCCUAGGGCUCCCCCCGUGGCCACUGCACCGUCUUGUCCCGGAUUUUUACUUUACUUGUGAAAUUUAACAAGUAUUACUAUUUCAUGGGGAAUCUUUUUUUUUUAUAAAAGGUAUUUUACAUAUGAAUUUUUUAGACUGUUUAUAAUAAUCUGGGAAACCUGAAAUGGAAAUGUUCCCCCAACAAUAGUGUUCUCCGUUGUGUGCACCUGCUGGUUUGUUACUAACAGUACUUUGUUUCUGACAAGUACUUUGCUGGUAUUUUACCAAAUCAUUAGUUUUUUUGGGGGUGGUGGUGGUAGGAUUGGGGACCACAUGAGGAAUGACUCUGCAAACAAGGAAAAAUUGCUUAAAUCAUGGACCUCCCAACCUUUGUGUCCCCUUUUAGUUACAUUUAAGAAAAGUUCCACUUGUAGAUUCUCUAGUAGGCUGACUGGUAUUCUGAACAUGCCAUGUACAAGUAUUUGUGGAUAAAGUGUUUGUUCUUGUGUCACUCUUGAGAGCAUGGGUGGAUAAUUGUAAAAUAGAAAGGAGAUUUUGAUACUGCUACUGAUAGUACCACUACAAAUCUGUACAACGAUGCAUAGUAACUUGCAUUGUUUAAAAUAAUGCAAUUGUCUGACUGUUUUAGCCAUAAUGAUUUUUCCAAGGAAAAUGGACAAAACUCAAGUUUACUCUAAAUGUCCUUCAGCUUGGUAUUAAGGGCAUGUACAAGUAAUGAUUAACCUGAAGGCUUUCAGAGUAAUUGAUUUGAGUAAUGUGGAUGUGAGAUCAGGGCACAGCUUUUCUUUUGCCCUUGGCCUUGGUCUUUGUAUAAAAGGGCAGAAUAGGGGUCAAGAACACUGUCCAGUUGUCUUGGUCUGAUCUGUAUUAAGCCUUGAGGCUUUCAUUACUGGCAUUUACUGUAGAAAUGGACAAAAGGUUGUGACCAGAUCACAGAAUGCCAGUUAGGAAGAACAUUGGACACAAUAGUAGUGUAAAACAGGCUUUGAUGUAGUCAGCCUGAAUAUAUGGAAGUGCAAUGAUUUAGCCACAAGUUCUUAUACUGCUCUCCAUGGUGGGAGCAUCAGAACUCGUAAGGAGCUAUGACGCAACAAUCUAGGACCAGUUCUUGUCAGAGAUCUUUAACUUAUUUUGAUGGUAAAACAUUUAAACUUCCCCUUAUGGAGCUUGCCCCAUCAUAUUCUCUGCAUGCAGAGACCUGUCAUUAUUGGUUCAAUAAAUUUCAAAUGUAAUGUUGUCCAAUGGCCACUGAUGGCUUUCCAUGCACUAUAGCACAGUUGAUAUACUCAAAAGAAGCUUCCUUGAUCAUUUCAGGUGCCUGGCACUUGCUAGUUGACAUUCUGAAGUGUCAAAACUAGACACAACCAUUGUGCACCUUGUAAUGGUUCUUACUUUUAAAGAUAAAUUAAAAUCAGAUGGGUAUUGCUUUCAUGAGGCAUGAAAUAGCCAUCAAGAACUAAAGAGAUGAGUUUGCACUCCUAAAAGUGUGUAAGUACUUCAGCUUCUAGAUUUUUAAUUGUAUUCUCCCUGAAACCCAAGGUAUUAAAUACCUUGUCAUUUGAGGAUAUGAAAGGUUGUGCUGGGAAAUGAGUUCUUCACUCAACUAUAAGAAAUUCAUCUGGCCCCCAAGAUUAAAAGAGAGAAGAAUAAUGUUUGUAAUAAGUUACAGGAUUGUUUCUGUCCUGAAUUUUAAACUUUUUGUUAAAUUUGUGGAAUUAUGGAGGAGUUUUAUAGAAAAACGUGAAAUAAAGUAAGAUGGAAAAGUAAAAA
Chelonia mydas (Green sea turtle) is the source of this 6222-nucleotide messenger RNA. RefSeq names its product MLLT1 super elongation complex subunit (gene MLLT1). The transcript has 13 exons. NCBI's taxonomy places the organism in Eukaryota, Metazoa, Chordata, Testudines, Cheloniidae. Bases 127 to 1863 code for a protein of 578 amino acids. Gene Ontology annotation, biological process: regulation of DNA-templated transcription. Gene Ontology annotation, cellular component: super elongation complex. The record is from RefSeq and is a predicted model, not a curated record.